CAUUUUGCUUGCAUGCUUCUCUCCCUUGCGAUUCUCUCUCUCUCUCUCAACACACCAUUCUUACUUUGCAACCUCAAAGAUUAACAAGAAGGAGAAGAAGAAAGCUUUAACAUACAGUUUUCAUGGCGGUUGAGGCAGGUCAUCACACUCUUUUCCAUCCUCAAAUGAUCAUGACAAACGCCAUUGACAAUCAAACCAACGGUUUAGCAUUCGGAAUGGCUCAUCCUCUUUCAGCUACCACCACGGCCAUGUAUUGCUCUGGUUUCACCGACUCCAUCAACCAUUUUCCGGCGAAUACUGCUCCUAUCAAGGCGGAAAGCGGCCUAACUUGCAGCCUACCAGUUUCUAGGAAACGACCAAGGGAUUCUUCUGAGAUCAAUACCUUGCUUUCCUUUGUUAACAGUCAUAACAUGAACCAGARUCAAAUGGAGCGUUKUGGAAACUAUACGUUUCUCGGAGAAGACAUMUCUUUGCAGAUCCAACAACAACAAUUAGAGAUUGAUCAAUUCAUCGCUCAUCAUACGGAGAAAGUGAGACUCGAUGUCGAAGAGAGACGAAAGAGGAAUUCAAGGAGAAUAAUCGCAGCGGUUGAGGAAGGAAUCUCGAAGAGAUUGAGAGCUAAAGAAGAAGAAAUCGUGAAGAUCGCCAAAUUAAAUUGGGCAUUGGAAGAGAAAGUCAAGUCUCUGUGUGUAGAGAAUCAAAUCUGGCGAGAAUUAGCUCAAACAAACGAAGCAACAGCCAACGCAUUACGCAACAACUUGAAGCAAGUUCUAGAACAGGUCGUCCAUGACGAUUACCGCCACCGUACCACGACGACAUGUGUCGACGACGCGGCGGCGUUGGCCGAAGAUGCACAAUCAUGCUGUGAAAGCAACAAUGAAGAAAAUCGUCCACCAAUCGAUCUGGAUAACAUCAACGAUGAUUGUAGCAGCAAUAACAACAUCAACAACAACAACAACAGAUUGUGCAAAAAGUGUGGUAAGGAAGAAUCAUGUGUUCUACUGCUUCCUUGCAGACAUCUCUGCCUUUGCACAGUAUGUGCUUCUUCAGUCAACAUUUGCCCUAUUUGUAAAUCUACAAAGAACAUCAGUGUUCAUGUGAACAUGUCCUGAUGAUUCAAAAUUUUCUUUCGAUUUUCAGUAUCACAAUGACAAAUAGUUUGAAAAAACUAACAAAUUGUAGCCAUUAAAUCAUUAGUUUUUUGUUUUGUUUUGUUAAUAAUCCAUUCUGCUUCUUGUUCAUCUUCAAUCCAUCAAUCAAAUCAAUCUAUAAAUGAUCUGCUAAUCU
This is a messenger RNA of Cynara cardunculus var. scolymus (artichoke), 1287 nucleotides long. RefSeq names its product probable BOI-related E3 ubiquitin-protein ligase 3. The coding region runs from base 123 to 1112 and encodes 329 amino acids. The transcript is spliced from 2 exons. Gene Ontology annotation, molecular function: ubiquitin-protein transferase activity. NCBI's taxonomy places the organism in Eukaryota, Viridiplantae, Streptophyta, Magnoliopsida, Asterales, Asteraceae. The record is from RefSeq and is a predicted model, not a curated record. Gene Ontology annotation, biological process: regulation of programmed cell death.